AUGUUGAAGUUUAAAUUAACUUGUCUCUUCCUCGUGGCAAUAAUGACCAUCUAUGAAGGUACAGCACAAGACUCCGCGGGUGGACCCGAAGAUGCACAUCACCGUAUACGUUGUAAAAAAGAAGCUACAGCACAAGACUCCGCGGAUGGACCUGAAGAUGAAGGUAAUCGCAAACGUCGUGUCAAAGAGUCUGAUUCCGAGACCCGUAUCAUCGGAGGUGAGAAGGCGGCAGACGGAGAAUUCCCCCAUCAGGUAUCGCUGAGGAUAAAAGACAAUAGAAACGUCUGGCAACAUUUCUGUGGAGGUUCUAUUAUAGCAAAGAGAUGGAUUUUGACAGCAGCACAUUGUACAGAACCUUUUAAACAGUAUAUGAAUAGAAUGAGAGUAGUGGUGGGCACAAAUAAAUUAGACAGUGGUGGUGACCAAUAUGAAUUCGAAAAGAUUAUUAAUCACGAGAAAUACAAUAAUAAAGCCUUUACAUUUGAUAUCGGAGUUAUAAAGCUUAAGAAGGAUAUUAAAUUUGGCGAGAAAGUCGGAAACAUUUCUCUGGCAAGCUCAAACACACCGGGUGGAGCUGAGUUGGUUACUUCAGGAUGGGGUUACACUACCAACGGCGGAAAUAAUCGAAAACCGCCCAAUGAUUUGCAAAAGCUCACAGUGAAAUCACUUUCCGUGUCGGAAUGUCAGCAGGAUAAGAAUUUAGGAAGAUACAAAAGAACCAAUCCAAUUUCGGAUAGACAGAUCUGCACAUUCAAGAAGGAUGGCCAAGGCAUCUGUCAGGGUGAUUCUGGUGGUCCACUGGUGCAUAAGGGAGAGGUAGUGGGAAUAACUUCGUGGAACAUUCCCUGUGGCCGCGGCCUUCCUGAUGUCUUCACAAGAGUUUUCUCUUACCUGGACUGGAUAAAGAAACACACAAGCGACUAG
Leptosia nina is the source of this 924-nucleotide messenger RNA. The record is from the annotation of a GenBank genome assembly. NCBI's taxonomy places the organism in Eukaryota, Metazoa, Arthropoda, Insecta, Lepidoptera, Pieridae.